Messenger RNA from Ectocarpus sp. CCAP 1310/34, 3862 nucleotides. Lineage: Eukaryota; Phaeophyceae; Ectocarpales; Ectocarpaceae. The record is from the annotation of a GenBank genome assembly.
AUGAUCGUGUUUUCCCCCCGCCGUAGGAAAGUCCCGCGCGAGAACCGAGACAAACAAGGGUAUCAUCAAGGGCAACGCGCCAGAGGCGAGGAUCCUGUGGCGAAUCUGGAGAACGACAAGCUAAGGGUUCGAGAACUGUUGCUCGCCUUCAACGGCCCGUUCUCAACUUUUGCAAAGAUGUCAACGGUAUCGCAGGUAUCAACCGCCCCCCGUCCGCGGCUCCAGCUAACCUUCCCUCACUACCUUGAUCGGGCGACCAAAAGGGAGAGAGCUCGGUGGGACAGCCGCAAGGUCCUGGAUGGCGAGCUCCAUACCCUGACCUCUAGCAAGCGGAUCGCCCACUUUGUGGCCAGACAUCGGCGCGCGGUCGAAGCUUGCGGUCGGGACAACAGCGAUCUGGGACGGCCGCCGGGCCCUGAUGCUAAGGUCAUCGCACUACUGCGCGAACUCAUUACCGCGAAGGCCAUCCAGUCCAGGUACAUGGACACCAAAGUCGCGCACAACACCGCGCAGAGGUUCAAAACGGAGGAUUUCUCCAUCCCUUCCACCGUGCGGCUCUCUCGUGCUAAGGGCGGUACCUACGAAGAUGCCAGCAUUAGUGAUAGUUCCGACGACGAUGCCGAAAACUGGGAGACGGGAACACCACCACCGGGGACUCCGUUGGUGGACAAGGCGAAGAAGUCUAACGAUAUGGGUGAAAAACGAAUGUGGACUUUGUCCUCAAUAAGGAUGCUGAAACUCCCGGCUCUGCAUAAUGCCAUCGCCUCUUUCGACAAGUACCAGUACCUCAAAUGGCGAAAGCUGCCAAUGCUGAACCUAGUGGUCGUUUCACUUCCACACAAACCUUGGCGGUGGCGGCAGGUCAAACGCGUUGACGCGAGCUUCCGAGGGGGGCAAGCGGGCAAUUCUCGCUUGCCUAGGAAAACGGACAAGGUCACCGACUCCACUCGUGGCGCUGAAUCGCAGGAUUUCUCGGCGGCGGCAAGGAAUAGAAGCAGCGUUGGUCGUGGUUCCACGGCAACUAGUGAUGGACAUUCUGCACCGAAUUUCGGUACCAGUGGUAGAGGUGGCAGCGAUUCGGCCAAAGGCGAGGGUGAAGUUCAAGAAGAAGAGGUCAGCAGCUGGCAACGUCUUCCCGCCGUGCAAGAGUUUACGCAAGAAGAGGUGGAAGACCUCAUCGACGAAGAUCCUUCGUGGGAGGGCUGCCGAGCGUGCCUGACUUUCCCCUGUCGGUGGAGUUCGUGCGUGGACUAUCGCUCCGUUGGUGCGAGAAAAACGCAGAUACGAGACGAACUGUUCCGCUUGAUCGGACUGUGGGAUUUGGAUGAAGUGGUGACCGUCAUCCCCCUGAGCUGCGUACGGGGCGGGCCUACCACUCUCCCAAGGAAUGAAGCCAUCAGCGAACUCAGGUGGGAGGCGAAAGAACUUGACCGCCAGCUGCACCUCGCCGCGGUCGACAAGGAGCUGCACGACGCCUUCGUCUGCAAGGCAGAGGCUAUCGAGGUCAAGUCGCUGCACGAGUAUUCCACGCUGAUGUGGACCAAGGACGCGCAGGUGGCGUUGUCAAAGGAAAGGGAGCUGACCCUGGCGCGAACGACCGCCCAAGAGCAAACCGUUUCCAUGAUAGCGCCUAGUCUCAUCGGAUCUCACCCCUCCGCUUGCUCACUUUGCAAGGUGGUUGACGACCUCUUGGAGUCGAUGUUGGACGGCUGGGUGUUCGGGGAGCGGCACGCGGAGCACGCCGCAGCCGGCAUAAUUCCUGCCGUCAAGGCGUCCGCCCCCCUCCGACCCGGGGAUCAAAGACGGGCGGUUGCAUACCUCGAGCACCGGCAUCGCUUGCGGAGGAUGGCGCAUGCUCAGGGUAAGCAACUCCCCGAGGAGAUUAAGGGAACACAUCACUCCAAGGCGCUGCCCAUCGACGACAUCGCCCAGCAACGCAUUAUUGAAGGCCGUGCAAGCAAGAAGGGCUACCUGCAUGCAAUGACCCUAGUAAAGAGGGAGAAGGAAGCGUGGUCGUGCAAAGGGGACGUGAUGACCAAGGAAGGCACCAGCUUCCGCCCACCCCUGACCUCGGAGCGGAAGAAGAUGGUUCAGGAAGUGGUUAAGGCUCGAGAGCGAGCGGCGGCGCAGAAGAAGUUCUUGGAUCGUGCUCGGAAGGCUGAAGACCGCGGGGAGCUCCGAGAGGCCAAGAACAAGCGGCGCGUGUCGCAGCGCAAGGCCAUGAGAGUGCUUGAGAACAGGGAGAGAGAGAAGGCGUCUAGGAACAUACAGCGAGUCUUCCGUGGAUUCCGCGGUAGGGUCUUCGCCCAACGCUGGGCCUUCAAGCGCGCGGAGAUAGAGGCUCUCAAAUCUGUCUUACACGAGGCUGCAGUGAACGUCCAGAGGGCCUACCGUGGGCAUCUCGGCCGCGUGGAAGCAUCCGAGGUGCGCAUGGAGCUGGCGGAGUACAUCGCGGAUAUCCGAGUAAAGGAGGCGGAGAGCGACAUCGAUGAUUACUGGAAGACGCACAAGCUCAAGGCAACGAAGGACGAACUCAAGAAGAAGUUACUCAAUACAGUCGGCCAACCCCUGCUGGCCAUGCGCAGGAGGAAGCUGCAGUAGGUUCGGCUGCGUGUCGUGCUGAACUCUUGUUCACGACGGGCUGAUACAGGCGCAGCGCAAGGAAGCGGUCGCGCCACGUUCGGCGGGCGAGCUCCACGUAACAAGAAUGACAGUCUGAGGUCUGUGCUUUGUCGAUUCCUGCCGAUAUGCGGUCUUUUGGAUCAAUUGAUUGAUUAUUUUGGGACGGUGGGGUCUGAAACUACAAAAGAGCGUCGUCUGUUGGCGUCCCCACAAUGUAGUCUAGGAAGCCUCUCGCUGCUUCAUCCCACCACCAAGAAGCUGAAACCAGCUUUACCAGGGCAACGCCGAGUACACUGCAGGGGAGUUAAAUACGUUGAUACCAGCCUUGGCCAUCCUCGCAGCUGUAACAAAUUGAUAUCGAAACCCUUUACGGUAGUAGGGCGAGGCGCAGCGACGAGUCUCCGCAGGAUUGACUGUUCGAUGUGGGUUGCGUCCUGUAGGGCGUCUAUACGAGGUCAUGCGCUUGUUCCCCCGGCCCCAAAGGGUGGGAUUUUUUUCCAUACAGAGCUUGAUGUCAAUGCUAAGCAAGCCGGUGGCGUUCACGAAACCACGAUUACAGGAUUUGAAGGAGUGGUCUUCUCCUAAGCAGUUGAGGCACUUGCCCUUGUACAGUCGAAGCGCGUUGCGGCGCUGUUCAGCCGAGACCAAGGGGGUGAACAAUGGCGGAUCAAUCUUGGUUAGAGCCAUCUCACUAGCGACGUUGUACACCUCUUGGAAGUGUCCUUGCAACGGCCAGUCGCUGUAGUGCAACAGAAAAGGGUCCCGAUCAUCAUUAGGUAGAGGGUCAACACUCAUCACGGCGGCCGAAGAACCUUGGCUCCACGAAGGGGUCACCGUCGAACGCAACGCCGAAGAAGCUACAGCACGCGAAACAGCAGACGAACUCCUAGCAUUCGUGGGAGACACCGAAAAUGAAUCAUCUCCAUGCACCGCCGGCGUGUGCGCGAACGCACGCUUGUCCAACACAUCCCACAUAUCAUCCAGACACGAAGCAUGUCGCCCAAAAGGGGCUUCCAUGGAGAGCUGCUCAUCCUUGUACACCUGCCCAGACACUACCGGAAACUGCUUCAACAUGGAGUCUCGAACAGCUAUCUGCNCGCCAAAACUGCGAAGACGAUAAAUCCCCGAGCUCUUCNAAACCAUGACGGUCAUGGCCAGAGCCUUAUAGCGACGAAUGUAUUCUCCGGAGGUCUCGCCGUUGGAUACGCCAAAACUGCGAAGACGAUAAAUCCCCGAGCUC